CCAAAAAAAUAAGUAAAAAAAUAAAAAUACCUCCUGAAUUUAUACAGAACCCGUUAUGAAGUUCUCCGAGAAAUUGGGAGCCCACUUAACACCGGAAUGGCGCCAGCAAUAUAUAUCUUAUGUGGAUCUGAAAAACAUGAUUUUGAAUGUCAUUGAAAAUGCCCCAAUUCCACAGAUGGUCUCGGGCCGGAUGAUUGAAGUCUAUUUCCGAAAUUUCGAAGAUGAAUUCUUUUUUGAAUGUGAAAAGGAGCUGCGCAAGAUCAAUACAUUUUAUGCGGAGAAAUUGGCAGAAGCCACCAGGCGCAGUGAGGCCUUGGCCACAUCUUUAGAUGUCAUUGGAGCUGAAUUUCGUUUGAAGAAACGUACCCAGUCUCGUUACAGUCUACAUGCCAAUGCACUGAGUAAGACAUCCAAGAAAUGGAAGAAAACAAAAAUGGAGGAACUACGUAAUGCCUAUAGUGAGCUGUAUUUGAGUUUGGUGCUGUUGCAGAACUAUAAGGUUUUGAAUCAUACCGGAUUUCGUAAGAUAUUGAAGAAACAUGAUAAGCUUUUGAACAAUGACCAGGGGGCUAAAUGGUUUGCCAAGAAUGUCGAUACGGCCUAUUUUUAUAAGAACAAUGACUUGGAUCGUCUAAUUGAGGAGGCGGAAUAUAAUGUCACCGAAUAUUUGGAAAAUGGCGAUAGGGCCCAGGCCAUGAAACGUUUGCGGGUACCACCCUUGGAGGAGACACAAGAUAUUGGCACAGUGUUUCGGGUGGGAUUUUUCAUUGGAGUCUUUACGGUGCUGUUGGCCGCCGUGUUUUUGACAGAUUCUGUGCAGUCUCUAAGUUCCCUGGACAAACAAUAUGGCUUGAUAUUAUUUCGUGGACCCUUCUAUGUGAUCAUGUAUCUGUUCCUCUUGGGUGUCAAUGUUUUGGCCUGGCGUCAAUAUGGAGUCAAUCAUAUUUUAAUUUUUGAAAUCAAUCCUCGCAAACGCCUGACCUCAUCUCAUCUAUUGGAACUGCAUGGCAUAUUUGGGGUACUGUGGUGCCUUUGUGUGUUGGGUUUUAUUUAUGGCCCAGUAUUGUAUCUACCGCGUUAUUGGUUUCCUUUGCUGUUCCUUGUUAUGAUGUUGGGAUUUUUACUCGUACCUUUGCCAAUUUUUCAUUUGAGUGGCCGCCUGUGGUUAAUGAGGUUGAUGGGUCGCGUCUGUGCUGCGCCAUUCUAUGCCGUUGGUUUUGCUGAUUUUUGGUUUGGUGAUCAAUUGAAUUCUUUGGUUUCCUGCCUCUUGGAUCUGAAAUACAUGGUCUGUUUCUAUUCCCUGCACUCACAGUGGGGUGAAAAUUUCGAACCGGGUAAAUGUCUGGAUCAGGACUAUAUCGGAAAUGCCAUAAUACGCUGCCUCCCGGCCUGGUUUCGUUUUGCCCAAUCCGUGCGACGAUAUCGUGAUACCGGCCUGGUACAUCCCUUCCUUGUGAAUGCUGGGAAAUAUUUCACCACAUUUCCCAUGGUCUUGUUUGCAACGCUAAUGGCAGUAUAUAAAGCCGAUUAUCCCCAUUUCUUUGCCAAUCCCUUCGUGUGGUGUUACAUCAUUGCGGCCACAGUCCAAACGUUGUAUUGUUACAGCUGGGAUAUUUUACGCGAUUUUAGUUUAUUUGAAAACUUCUCAGGCAAAAAUAUAUUCCUACGCGAUCAAAUAAUAUAUCCUGCGAAAUUCUAUUAUUUUGUGAUAGUGGAGAAUUUGUUUUUACGUUUCUUUUGGGUCAUCUCGAUGUUUAUGACCGUGAAUCGUGGCAUUGAGGCUUAUCUAAUGGACACCAUUGCUGGUUGCUUGGAAAUUUUCAGACGCUACCUCUGGAACUACAUACGGCUGGAGAACGAACACCUCUUUAAUGUGGGUCAGUUUCGAGCGGUACGCGACAUAUUCAUUGCACCCAUUGAAGAUGACAAAAGUUCCAUUAAUCUUGAACGGAUGAUGGACGAAGAGGAUGGUGUGCAGAAUCGCAAAAGGAAAAUUCAAUUUCAGGAUGAUGACAAGGAGGAUUAAACAAUUCGAUUUUAUCUAUAUUUAUUUAUUAGA
This is a messenger RNA of Musca domestica (house fly), 2059 nucleotides long. Its product is annotated as solute carrier family 53 member 1. Gene Ontology annotation, biological process: cellular response to phosphate starvation; phosphate ion transport. Bases 56 to 2026 code for a protein of 656 amino acids. Gene Ontology annotation, molecular function: inositol hexakisphosphate binding. The transcript is spliced from 7 exons. NCBI's taxonomy places the organism in Eukaryota, Metazoa, Arthropoda, Insecta, Diptera, Muscidae. Gene Ontology annotation, cellular component: Golgi apparatus; plasma membrane; cytoplasm. The record is from RefSeq and is a predicted model, not a curated record.